Messenger RNA from Oppia nitens, 1056 nucleotides. Its product is annotated as speckle-type POZ protein-like. NCBI's taxonomy places the organism in Eukaryota, Metazoa, Arthropoda, Arachnida, Sarcoptiformes, Oppiidae. The transcript has 2 exons. The record is from RefSeq and is a predicted model, not a curated record. Gene Ontology annotation, biological process: regulation of proteolysis; proteasome-mediated ubiquitin-dependent protein catabolic process. Gene Ontology annotation, cellular component: cytoplasm. Bases 1 to 1056 code for a protein of 351 amino acids. Gene Ontology annotation, molecular function: ubiquitin protein ligase binding.
AUGGACAACAACAACAACAAAAUCGUUUACAAGACACGCGUUGCGUUCAAAGUCAUGAACUUUGCUAAACAAUUGGACACCAAUUGGACAAAUGUGACAGUUAUUAGUAGUGAUAAGUUUAUGAUUGGAUCGGAUGAAUGGUAUUGUAAUAUUGAGUUUGUAGAUGAAUCGGUUGGUCUGUAUUUACAGUUGUCCUCGAGUAAUGAACUACCGAUUGAAACACAAUAUGAGUUUUCAGUCAUUGACACGAAUAACCAAUUGUUUGCUAAAAAAAAGAUUCAAAAAACAUUUGAUGGUAUUAUCAGUUGGGGUAUCCGAUCGUUGAUUACAAGACAACAAUUGUUGGACAAUAAGGAUAGACUAUUACCGUAUAAUACACUAACAGUUGGUAUCGAUGUAAUGGUUUACAAGAAUAAUAGCAGUUUUGCCACAAAGAAUCAUCGAUUCAAACAAUUGUUUUCUGUCAAAGAACUAACUGAUUGUCGACUGAUUGUAGGCAAAGACAAGAAAGUGUUUUAUGCCUCAAAACUACUUCUCAGUUCAAAUUCAGAGGUCUUCGAGAAGAUGUUUACCACUGAUUGUAAGGAAAAGAUAACCAAUGAAGUGGUCAUCGAUGACAUUGAGAGCAAUGUUUUCGAUCAGUUCUUGAAUUAUCUCUACACUGGAAAGUGUAACAAAUUGGAUGAAAUGACUGAAGAGUUGCUAUACGUUGCCGACAAAUAUAUGGUAUCGUCGCUGAAGACUAUUUGUCUGAAUUUGAUUUAUUUGCAAAUCAAUGAUAGAAAUGCUUUGCAAACACUGAAACUGUUUCAAGACUUUGGCGCCGAUAAAGAACUGGUGAAAAAAGUUAGCGAAUCUUUUGCUGAAAAUAUUACUUCAGUUUUAAGACAAGAGUUUAUCAAACAUUUUGCCAUUGAUUCAGAAAAUAUGUUACCAAUUGUCGCACAUUUAGUAAAUCAAUUGACUAAACCUAAGACUAAACUAAUAGUGGCGCAGUGGAAGCGUGCUGGGCCCAUAACCCAGAGGUCCGUGGAUCGAAACCACGCUCUGCUAUAA